This is a messenger RNA of Hydra vulgaris (swiftwater hydra), 4007 nucleotides long. RefSeq names its product trafficking protein particle complex subunit 10. Gene Ontology annotation, biological process: intra-Golgi vesicle-mediated transport; early endosome to Golgi transport. NCBI's taxonomy places the organism in Eukaryota, Metazoa, Cnidaria, Hydrozoa, Anthoathecata, Hydridae. The record is from RefSeq and is a predicted model, not a curated record. Gene Ontology annotation, cellular component: TRAPPII protein complex.
UCGUUUUUCCGUCACUUUAGUUUUUAUGGGAUAAAUGGUGUUUUAAUUGGACAUCAAAUAUAAAAUUAAAUAUUAGGAAAGGUUUUCUCUUUAACAAAAUGAAAUCAUUAAUAGUUAUUUUAUAAAUUGUUUAUGGAUUUUAAAUCAUUAAUAGUUAUUUUAAAAAUUGUUUAUGGAUUUUAAAGUUUUGAUAACAAAUUCUGGUGAAGAAAGUUUGUUUACCACUCUUUCAACUGAAUUAGAGAGACGACUCCCUAAAGCUGCUGUUGAGUGGAAAAGAUCUUAUGGGCGACCUCCAAAAAGUGUUAUUCUGCAAGCUAGUUUUUGUAAAUUUGAUUCCAACCGACUAUCAUCAUCACUUGAUCCAAAUUUGCAAACUAAACCAUUACUGCAUAUAUUCUGGACAUCUUGUUUGGAUAAUGAUUAUUUCAAGUCCACUGUUAGAAAUAGUAUAUUAAAAUGGCAAAAAGAGUUAAUACAGCACAGAUGUUCCGAUUGGUUAAUAAUACAUGUUGUGAAGCAAGAAAAUGUUCGAUCUGGAAAAUCAAAAAUUCAACUUCCAAGAUCAUCAGUAUAUGACAAAAUUAAGUUAGAAUUUUGUCAAAAACUUCAAGAAAGAUGUCUUCAAUUAUGGGAGCCUGACAAAUCAACUUUGUUUACAAAGUCUGGAGAAUCUUGGGACAUGCUUCUUGUUCAAUUAAGGCGAUUGCUGAUUAAUUCUUUUGGUAAUUACUUAGAUUUAUUUGAAGAAAAAAUCCGUGUUGCUCGUGAGAAAUAUGCUGAUCCUGAUUGGUCGUUUAUUGAAUAUUUUAUUGCACAUGAAGAGUUAGCUUUAAUAUACCAAAGUAUUACCUUAAAGGAAGACGCUUUAGUGCAAUAUGACGAAGUUGAUGCAUUGCUCUCACAGUUUGUAAUUAACUGCAAGGGAAAAGAACCUCCAAAUUGGUUACAAGCUUUAUGUUUUACCCCAACUUCCUGGGAUGGCGUUACACUGAGCUCAACAGUUUGUACUCAUUACAGAGAUUUAAUUAAAUCAGGAAAGGCCAGUUUAUUAGAUUUUAGAAACUAUCUAUUUUCCCGACAAUGUAAACUGCUCAUUAAAAUGAAAAGGAGUUGGGAUAUUCCAUUGAGGUUAACAGAUUUUUUGUUUGCGAUGAUUCAUGAACUUGGUUUUCUAAAGAUUUCCAUGGAUUCUGGGAUGAUAUCGUGUUGGAUUAUAUUAACUUGUAUGCAAUUAUUUCAAGUUUUAGAAGCAACAGAAAAUAAGGAUCGUGUAUUUUCUACUUGCAUGGCUAAUUUGUAUUAUUACCUUUUUUCAAAACUUUAUGUUAUAGGCCAGUUAACUGGCUUGUAUUAUUAUCGUAAACAAACUGAAGUUGAAAUAGUUAAUGUAAAUAAUUUAUUAACAGGAAUAGGAAAGCACCAUGUAAGUAAAAAAGACACUUAUUCAUUUUCUAAAUCAUUAAAAUCUGCUCUGCAAUCUCAAUCAAAAUUUGGUGAACUUUUUAUUCAAAUAGCAAGUAAAUCAAUGGAAUCAUUCAAAGAACUUAACUAUAAACAUUUUACUGUUCGUGUUGGCGUCCAAUUAGCAAAUUAUUAUUUAGAACAUGAACAAUAUCUAGAUGCUGAUUCUUUACUCCAAGAAGCUCAAAAUAUUUAUAAAAACCAAAAGUGGGAAGUAUUGCACAACGAUAUCCUUAUUCCUUUAGCUCAUUGUCAAUCAAAACUUAAAUCUUAUAAACAAUAUCUAAAAUCUGUGUGUGUUUUAGCAUGCUCACCGUAUUUAAGUUUAAGUAAAAAAUUACAUUAUAAUGAAGAGUUGAUCAGGUUAAUGAGUGAAAAUAACUUAGGAUGUAUCAGUACUGAACCUCUAAUCAAAAUUAAAAAAAUUCGUAUACCAUUAGUAAAAGGUAAAGGACAUAUAGGAGACUGUGUUUCUGUUCAUGUUCAGGUUGACUUUGAGCUGAAAGAAUCAUUUUUUUGUCAAAAAGCUGUAGUUUAUUUCAAAUAUUUUGAUACUAAUACUUCUCAGGCCAAUAUCAUUUCAACAGAUUUAUUUCAGCAAAUUAAUAAAUUUGAGACAGUAAAUAGUAAAAUCAAAACUCCUUUAACAAAACAAAUAUCUUCAGAUAUUUCAGCAAGGACAUCGUUUACUCAAAAUACUUUAGUGAAGAGAAUAAAAGAGCAUAGGCGUACAUGGUCUAGAAAUAAAAAUAUUCCUGAUCUAAAUGACACAGAUGGUCCAGCAGUUUCAAAAGUUUUAUCUAGUUCUGUAAAAUCUUCUUCCGAAUCUUUAGAAAAUAUUAAAAGAAGUGGCAGCUCAUUAGAAAGGACUAAUUCUUUUGUUUAUAACAAACUUCCAGAAGAACAGUUUGUUACAGAAAAUCUAACCUCUAGCAGAGAAUCUAUUUCUAAAUCAGCUUCAAAUGGAAGUAUUUUUACUUAUGAUGAAGUAUUGGAUGCUUCUGAUUUAACAACAAAAAGCUCUGCAAUACAAGAUAAACAGCAUACCAUAACAGAUGUAUCAAAUUCUGGUAAAAGUUCAAUUGAUUUGAGUGUAACUUCUAAAGAUAGCAAUAGUUCGCUUAAUGUUUUGCAAAAUGAAAAUGAAAAAAAUCAAGAAAUCAAAAUUAAUGACUUUAUUCUCACUUUUGGUACUAACGAUCUAGUAUUCUCCACUAAGAUCAAUUUUGAAGGUAGAUUUAUUCUAAGUCACAUUGAAUUUUAUGUCUCAAAUGCUGUUUUUACUCAUAAGUUAAAACUCCCUAAUGAGCACUCUUUUUCUAUGGUUAUUGAGCCACCAAAAAUUGAAUGGACAUCAAAUUACAUAGUUGAUUCUUUAUUAACUGGAAGUAAAGAGCGCCUCUAUGUUACAAUGCUUAAUGGGCCUGGCAUUGUUAUUGAAAACUCUGUUUUGAAUAUUUUUUCAAAUUCUGGAUUAGUGUUUUAUGGAAUGAAUGAAACUGAUGCCUGCAUUUAUCCAUUAGAAAACAAUCAGUUGCCAAGACAUGCUGUUAUAUCAGUAACAACAAAUGAAAAUAAAGAAGCUGCAUUAAUACUACCUCAUUGUCUACCAUAUGAACGAAUUAAUAUUUGUUUUGACGUAGUAGCACCUUUAGAAAAUGAUGGUAAAACAAACAUACAACAUGAGAUUAUGUUUGUCUGCAGUUGGUUAAAAGAUUUAACCAUGCCAAUUGUACCAAUGCGACUGGAAUGCAUUUUUUAUGAACCAUUUCAAAUUAAAUAUGAUACAAUAUCUUGUGGAGAUUGCUUUUUGGUGAAGAUUACUUUGUGUGGCGUAAAUCCAGUAGAGUUAAAAUUUUUGGAACCAAUGAUUCUUGGUCAAAAUCAAGACAAAUUUUAUUUACUGGAUACAGCAAAGGAUAUAACUUUGUUUGGUAGCGAAGAAUAUACUCUCAUAUGGAAAUAUGAGUCUUUAGAAAAUUCUGAAGUAUGUACCAUAGAUUGUACAUUUAAAGUGAAUUUUAAACAGUCCAAGGAUGAUAUGCAAUCAUUGACAGUGUACAACGUUUACUCCAAAGAAUUAAAACUAAAGUUUUCAAAGUAUUCCUAUUCGUUACAAGUUAUAAUGGAUGAUUGUGAAUUAGUAAAUACAGCUCCCUUCAAAGUUGAAGUCAUAAUUACAAAAAGAGAAGCGGACUCGCUUGACAAGUUAUACUUAAUGCACGAUCCCUCAGAUACUGUAUGGAAAUCAAACAAAAAUAUUCAUCCGAUUUUCUUUGAAAAUAGUUUACAAACAAAAUUAUACAUAGAAUUAUCCACUGAACAGUCAGGGCUGGUACCUUGGCCACGAUUUUUGCUUUCAAAAGUUUAUUCAAUGGAAGUUGAAGGCGAUGGCAUCAGUUUCGAAAUGAUUACAGGAUUUCAGCGCCAUGAAAUUUUUACGGAUUCUAUGGCUCGAGUAUUAUUUAUUAGAUCUGUAUAAUGUCGCUGAAUUAUUUUUUUCUUGUUUACAAGAAGUAAUAAAAAUUUUUGAGGUGCUUUUA